Phascolarctos cinereus (koala) is the source of this 2983-nucleotide messenger RNA. Its product is annotated as protein DDI1 homolog 2-like. Gene Ontology annotation, biological process: proteolysis. Gene Ontology annotation, molecular function: protein binding; aspartic-type endopeptidase activity. The record is from RefSeq and is a predicted model, not a curated record. Lineage: Eukaryota; Metazoa; Chordata; Mammalia; Diprotodontia; Phascolarctidae.
AGGGGCCCGUGCUGGGGCCGCGAGACCCCGUGGCCCCCCAGGCCCUAGCCUCCCCCGGAGGCCCGGCCAGGAAGGCUCCGCUAUGCAGCUCACCGUGUACUGCGUGCGGAGGGACUCCACGGAGGUGACCUUCUCCAUCCAGGUCGACCGGGACUUUGAGCUCUACAACUUCCGGGUGCUCUGCGAGCUGGAGUCUGGGAUACCUGGGGAGGCGCAGAUUGUCUUUGCAGAGCAUGCUCUCGAAGACAACCACAGGUCUUUGGCGUCCUAUGGCCUGAAGGAUGGUGAUGUAGUAAUUUUAAGGCAGAUACAGAAUGAAGAGCCUGGCCCCCCGGGUGGUUUCACAGGGAUAGACUUCAGCACUAUAGCUGUGCCAGGCACAUCGGCCUCCCAGCACCUUCAGCCUUCACACUCGUCAGACAACCUGGCAGGGAUGGCUGCAGCCCCACACAUCACGGACAAUCCCGCAGUGCUCCGGGACAUAUUACUUUCCAACCCCCAUGAAUUGUCAGUGCUCAAGCAGCGCAACCCAUCCCUGGCAGAAGCCCUGCUCAGUGGGGAUCUUGAGAAAUUUACUAGGGUUUUGAUAGAACAACAAGACCAAGCCCUAAGAGAGGAAGAGAGAUUUCACCUCUUUGCAGCUGACCUCUUUGAUCUUGAAGCCCAGGCGAAGAUAGAAGAAGCCAUCAGGCAACAGAACAUUGAGGAAAACAUGUCCAUAGCAAUGGAAGAGGCUCCUGAGAGCUUUGGCCAAGUAGUGAUGUUAUAUAUAAACUGCAAAGUGAAUGGACAUCCUGUAAAAGCCUUUGUUGAUACAGGUGCUCAGAUGACUGUUAUGAGCCAAGCUUGUGCAGUACGGUGUAAUAUAUUGAGACUUGUGGACCAGCGGUGGGCAGGGAUUGCUAAAGGUGUGGGAACUCAAAAGAUUAUUGGUAGGGUGCAUCUAGCUCAGGUUCAGAUUGAAGGAGAUUUUCUGGCAUGUUCUUUUUCUAUAAUAGAAGAGCAACCGAUGGAUAUGCUUCUGGGCCUGGAUAUGCUCAAGCGACAUCAGUGUAACAUUGACCUCAAGAAGAAUGUCCUAGUAAUUGGUACGACAGGCACACAUACAGCCUUUCUUCCAGAGAGGGAACUUCCGGAAUGUGCAAGCCUCAGCCUGCUCAUACAAGUCAGCCUGCAAGAGACUGUUGAAGCUAAUACUGUGAAGACUUUAGAGCUUCAGCUGAAUUCCAGAUAACAUGAGAAAAGAAAGAAUAUCCCUUCCUUUACUGGACCUUUAUGCCCACACUUUUGCCAGAGAGCCCUGUCAGAUCAGACAGCAACCUGUCCAAGUUUUGUACUGUCAUCUUGUGUAAUUCAUUUGGAAAAAGAAAAGGAAAGUUGCAGGUAAUAUAAAAUAUCUCCUGCUAAAGAAAACACCCUUGGCAUCAAAGCUUAUCUCAUUAAAGAACAGAAACCUAAUUUGUUGCAGCUUUCCAUAUGUGCAAUUCACAGGUAUUUCUAGGUGAAAAGGUGUUGUGUUCAGAAUAUCAGAAUCUGUGUUAAGCAAAUGGCUUUUACGAACGUGAAUGAAUGUGCAACCCAAGAUCAAAUAAUAGAAUGAGCCAGUUGACCAACAGUAAAAUAGUAACACUGAACUUGGAGCUUUUUGCUAGAAUAUGGCAGAGCCUUUCUCCUGUUCAACAAAAUAAAGUACAGUAAAAUUUAAAAAUGUGUUGCAGAUAAAGGGAAUGAGCAGCAGACGGGAGCCCUUCCAUGUCCAAGAGGAAAAUAUUCCACUCUCAGCAUUUUUUGAGAAUUCCCUUACACAAUCACCUAUGGAAAUAGAUGUAGGCAAAGGUUAUGUAAUUACUGUGUGUAGUGUGGCAAUUAAUCAGAAUGCCAAUGUUAAAAUUACUGGUGUUUCUGACCUUGGUGUAGAUAAUCCUUUGAUGGAAGUAGAGGCAUCAAAGCAUAAUACCCAACACCAUAAUACCCUGUAAUUUUGAGUAAUUCUGUUUUUACUGUUGCUUUACCACUCUCCAGAUAGUAAUGUUGAAAUGUAUGGAACAGGUAAACUGCCAUAUUUUUGCUCCUCAUUAACUAUUUAGUGAUUGACAAUUCUAUGCAUGCUACAGCUCUCUCUGCAUCUAUUAUCUGCAGAGAUACCUUGUAUAUUUGUAACAACUGCUUUGAAGGAACUUCAUGCAUUUUCCUUCUUCAGUUAUAAAAAGUUAAAAAAAACUCUUAUAUGUGAAGAAAUCAUCUAUCAUUAGGAACUAGCUUGAGACCACAUUCUCAAUGAGGAGCUUUCUAAGAAAUAGACCUGAAGUCAGCAUCAUAGGGCUUUUGAGGUGAUCAGAAUUAACAGGACUCUUUGGUAAGUGAUUCCUGGACCAGUGACAAAGAGAGUUUAACAGCAGUAUCACUGAGUCCUGGAGUGGAAACUGUUAACACUGAAGUUUCAUUUGUGAGCCUGACAACUGCUUUAAAAGAUAUCCAAAAUUGAGAGCUGUUCUGUCCUACUAAACUUGGCUGAAAUAUUGAAUUAGCUAAUACACUGCAACUUAGGUGCAGUCUUUUCAUCCCAACUUGGAUCCAUUGAAGACGAUAUCACAACUAGCACUUCUGAAAAAUCUGAGGCCUUGGUGUCAGAUUUAAUAGUAGUCCUCGAUCAAGAUAGUCAAAACCAAUUUACUAAAGUGCCUAAAAUCAGGAAAUCCUAUAUCCUGAAGCUACAGUCUUCCUUCACAGACUAGAGAAGCUCUGUUCUUUCAGUGUCUUUCUUGCUACAGAAAAUGAUUGGAGUCUUACUCUUUGGUGGGCUUCUCGGGACUUUUCACUGAGUUUGUGUAAAUAUAAACCUUGUGUGUGUGUGUGUGUGUGUUUUUCCCGUUUUGUUAACAAAGAACAUCAUAGUUCCUAAAUAACAGUGGAAAAGAUGAACCUGACUUGUCCUCAUUCCUUGGACAAAUAUGUAUGAAGUAUGUGUAUACAGGUAUAUGUG